AUGGAGCCCGGCCCGACUAACCGAACCGCCCUUCACGAACCAAGCCAUUCCCCUGCCUCUCCCCUGUCCUCAUCAUCCUCCUCCUCCUCCUCAUCGGGCCCGUACGACCGCCCAAAAUCCAGGCACGGGCCCGAACCCGGGCCCACAUCCCCGGCCUGCCCGUGGAGCAUGGUUAGUGCCUCCCCUCCCCCAGACUACUGGGCAGGCCCAGACGGGCCCGUCGGGUACGACCCGAACCGAAUCCCGGCCUCGAUAUUCUCGGCCCGGCCCGUGAACCCGGCGGACUGGAGCGCAGCCUCGAACGAGUCCCUUUUCAGCAUCCACAUGGGGAAUAGUAGCUUUUCCCACGACCACGCGAUACUUUACGCCAAGUCGGGAGAGCUCGGGAGGCUCGACGAAUGGGCCGCCACCGGGCUUCCGACGGUCAUGGAAGGGCAUGCGCACGAGGAUUGUGGAAGCAGUUUGGGUUCAGAAGGGGUCUCGAGGGUCGAGUCGCUCGGGAGCGUGGAAAAGCGUGGCGUCACCGAGGAAAAGAAGGGUUUUUCAGGGUCGGAGUCUCGGGCGGGCCCGCCGGCCGGGAGUAAUCUUAAGUCGCCGAGCACGCCUCGAACGCCAGCGUGCAAUGCUCGGCUGUCAGAAGAGAGUGGGAAUAGCGGAAGCUCGUUUGCUUUCCCAGUAUUGGUGAGUGAUGGCGCGAAAACCGGCUCGUUGAGGAGGGUCAAGGAUAUACCGCAAGAGCCAAAACUCGAAGCGCAAGUUUCUAAAUCGGCUCAUAAAGCUCCCGAGCAGCAUAGAUGGUUUUGUAGGUUAUGCUGUUGGCGCCGUUGCUGUUAA
Striga asiatica is the source of this 834-nucleotide messenger RNA. Lineage: Eukaryota; Viridiplantae; Streptophyta; Magnoliopsida; Lamiales; Orobanchaceae. The record is from the annotation of a GenBank genome assembly.